Messenger RNA from Pieris brassicae (large cabbage white), 1322 nucleotides. RefSeq lists its product as uncharacterized. NCBI's taxonomy places the organism in Eukaryota, Metazoa, Arthropoda, Insecta, Lepidoptera, Pieridae. The transcript has a single exon. The record is from RefSeq and is a predicted model, not a curated record. Bases 11 to 556 code for a protein of 181 amino acids.
CGACGUCGCGAUGCCCGCUGAUGACGUCAGCGACCUCCGGGACGUCGUGGACGCGAUCAAUCGACUCUGCGAAAACAUGAAGACUAGUUAUGACGAAGAAGAACCCGAGUCGGUACCCCCAGAUGAGGUAGUGGUCCGACGAGUCGAGACCUACGUCGCUGAGAAAUGGAGCGACUCUGUUGUCGAGGAGGUGUCCGAUACGAAUCAGCUCGUGACAGUUUGUGAACCGUUAAGCGAAUAUUACACGGCCUCGUCGGAAGUGUCUCUACUCUCUGAUGAAAUGUGCCAACCGGAUAAGGAAAAGGUUGACCGAAAUUACGCCUCGUCUGAAGUAUCUUUACUGUCGGAUGAGUUGGCCCAAUUUGAAGAUUCGGAUAAGGAAAGGGACGAUAGGAACAGUGUAAUGGCCGGUCACGUGGCCGCUAUGAGAGAGAGGUUCGAGAGUAUGACGCGAACCAGCACUCCGUGUCCGGAUAUUUUGCGAUCCGCUUCACCCGGCUUCGACAUAUUCUUCAGGAACAUAACCCCUUCGCCCGAUCAAUUAGACAAAUUAUAGAUGACACAGGUUAGAGGCGAAUAGUAGGUGGCAAUUGAAUUUACAUUUCUAAAUUUUAGUAACCUAUAUUGUAGUAAUGGUGUAGGUCGAAAGCAAUGUUUUAGCUAAAGAUGGUGCCCUCACAUACACAAUUCUACAUUAACUUUUUCUUACCAGCCUAGUCAUCAUUACAAUAUACAUGUGGAAUCUGAAAAAAAUUGGUGCCAAGGGUUCUAAAUGUACAUUGUAAAUACGGUAUUUUUUAGAAAGGGUUGUGAUAUAUUUACUUCAACUACUUAAUACCAUCGACCAUACAUAUCGAUUAGACGUAGAGCUGGCAAUAUUUAAAGGAACUAGUACAUAUUUUGAUUAACCUCAUAUUCUGUCGUAUUGUGAUUUGGGAAAGCUCAAACUUUGUAGCAUUUACUAUACGAAAAUUGUACAAUUAGAGAAAAAUAAGUUAUCAGACCAAAAAGCGUUUAGCUUCGUUCUAGCGUUUACUGUAUUUACAUACUUUGGACAGUGUUGCCAUAUUAUAUUAGUGAAAUAGAUGAUAGCGAUUCGUUGACAAAUUUAAUUUUUAUAGCGUCCUUUGUUUUAUGACAUCUGUUGUGAAUUUUUACCAAGUUUAAAUCAGUUACGUGUUGGUUUGACGGUGAUACUAGUUAGAUUUUAUAUUACGUAUAGUUACGGGGCAUUGGUAUUAUCUUGCAAAUUAGUGUAGUUCUUGUAUUAUAACGUUACACAUACAAGACCUUUACGAUUCAAUAUAUGGCUUUAUUAUGUA